GGGAGCAUGCAGGGGAACGGGCGGCAAGUGGCGAGGAAGCCCUCCGAGGAGCAGCUCGAUGGGGUUGGGGCGGCGGAUGGUGCCCUGCCGGCCGCGGCGGUGCCCAUGCUGGCGGCCCUGGAGGUGGCCGAGGAGCCGGAGAAAGCUCCCGCCGGCAAGAACAAGGACCCGAACACCUACAAAGUGCUCUCCUUAGUACUCUGUGUCUGCAUGUUAACAACGAUCCUAGGAUGUAUAUUUGGCCUGAAGCCUAGCUGUUCAAAAGAUGUGAAAACCUGCAAAGGUCGUUGCUUUGAAAGGACCUUUGGAAGCUGCCGUUGUGAUAGAGAUUGUGUCAAGCUUGGAAACUGCUGCUUAGAUUACCAGGAAACAUGUAUACAACCAGCCCAUAUAUGGAUCUGCAAUAAAUUCAGGUGUGGAGAGAAGAGGAGACCAGAAUAUCAUUGUUCCUGUUCAGAUGAUUGUAUGGAAAAUAAAGAUUGCUGUGUCAAUUAUUAUGCUGUUUGUAAAGGAGAGGCAAGCUGGGUUGAAGAAGAGUGUGAGGAGAUUACUGAGCCUCAGUGUCCAAAAGGAUUUACCAAGUCUCCAGUGUUACUGUUUUCAUUGGACGGCUUCAGAGCAGAAUAUUUGCAGACUUGGGGUGGACUUCUCCCUGUUAUUAGCAAAUUACAGAGAUGUGGAACAUACACUUCCAAUAUGAGACCAGUGUAUCCUUCAAAAACCUUUCCCAAUCAUUACUCCAUUGUCACAGGGCUGUAUCCUGAAUCUCAUGGUAUAAUUGAUAACAAGAUGUACGACCCCAAAAGAAAUGCAUACUUUACCCUUAAAAGUGAAGAGAAGUUUAAUCCACAGUGGUACCAAGGACAGCCUAUUUGGCUAACAGCUAUGUACCAAGGUCUAAAAGCGGGUACGUUCUUUUGGCCUGGAUCAGAUGUAGCAGUUAAUGGAACUUUUCCAAACCUGUAUGAAAACUACAGUAGCUCAAUCCCAUUUGAAGAAAGGGUGGUAACUGUUCUUCGCUGGCUGCAGUUACCUGAAGGUGAAAGACCACACUUUUACACUCUGUAUUUAGAAGAACCAGAUUCCUCAGGCCAUCAGUUUGGACCAGUAAGCAGCGGAGUCAUUAUGGCAUUACAGAGAGUGGAUAACAUAGUAGGGAUGUUGAUGGAUGGUCUCAAGCAAAUGAACUUGCACAAAUGCCUGAAUGUUAUUUUUAUAUCAGAUCAUGGGAUGGAAGCAGGGAGCUGCAGAAAGACAGUGUAUUUGAACAGUUAUCUGGACGAUGUUCAAGAUUUCAUGGUAGUACCUGGUCCUGCAGCUCGACUAAGACCUAAUAAUGUUCCAGAUGAGUAUUUCUCUUUUAAUUAUGAAGGCAUUGUCAGAAACCUCACAUGCAUCAAACCAAAUCAGCCUUUCAAAGCUUAUAUGAAACAGCUGCUACCCAAGCGUUUCCAUUAUUCCUACAAUGACCGGAUUGAACCAUUGCACUUUUAUUUAGACUCCCAGUGGCAGCUUGCUAGGAAACCACUUGAGAUUAAAAGCUGUACAGGCGGAUUCCAUGGCUCAGACAAUCGCUUCCCCAGUAUGCAGGCUAUCUUUAUUGGGUUUGGACCAGGAUUCAAGUUUCAUACUCAAGUUGAUCCAUUUGAAAACAUUGAAGUAUAUAAUUUAAUGUGUGACUUGCUUGAUUUGAAACCAGCCCCAAACAAUGGAACUCAUGGACGCCUAAACCAUCUUUUAAGGAAACCUGUUUACACUCCCCACCAUCCAAAAGAAACAAGUCAUCCUUCUGAGUGCUCUGUGGUGGGACAAAGAGCCUUUUCAGUGAGCCUUGGCUGCUCCUGCAGGACAGCAGGCUUGCCAAUAAGGGAUUUUCAUCAGCGUUUAAAUCUCACUGAAACAGAAGUUAAGAAGACAGAGAAACUUAAUUUACCUUAUGGACGGCCCAGGGUUCUGCAGAAGAGACAUAAUUACUGCCUCCUUUACCAUUACCAUUAUGUGAAUGGAUACAGCAAGGACUACAGGAUGUCUCUGUGGAGCGCCUACACUGUUAACAAGGAUGAGAAAUGGACUUCUGCUACAGAAGAUAUCUUCAGCUGUUUACACAAGGAUGUUCGUGUUUCUCUUAAUCACAACCAGACAUGUCUGUUUUACAACAGUCAUCCUCGCCUAACUUAUGGGUUCCUUUGUCCUCCAAAUUUUAUGACAGAUGUAAAGAAACCUCACUAUGACGCCUUGCUUACCAGCAACAUUGUGCCAAUGUAUCCUGCCUUUCAAGUGUUAUGGAAGUACUUCCAUCAAUCCCUGCUACCUGAAUAUGCUGCAGCCAGGAAUGGUGUCAAUGUAAUCAGUGGGCCUGUGUUUGAUUAUGACUCUGAUGGACUCUAUGAUACCCCAGAAAAGGUGAAAAGACACCCUCAUAAUUCAGAAGUUCCAGUUCCAACUCACUUCUUUAUUGUGCUGACUAGUUGUAAAAAUACUUCUGAAACUCCUCUGGAGUGUGAAGGGUCUCUAGAUGCCUUGUCUUUUGUUGUACCUCACAGAGAAGACAACAGUGAAAGCUGUGCAGAUGGCAAGUCUGACGCUGUGUGGGUUGAAGAGAGAAUGAAGUUUCAUACAGCUCGUAUCAGAGAUAUUGAAUUACUUACAGGACUCAGCUUCUAUCAAGACAGACAACAGCCAGUAUCUGAGAUUUUACAGUUAAAAACAUACUUACCAACUUUUGAAACGGUCUGAUUUUCUUAAUGAAAUGUUCAUUUCACAACUGAUUUGUAAAUAGACUGUUUUUAAUUAAUGAAAACAUUUUUUUAAAAAAAGCUGGAACACAUUGAGAACUCCUGACCAAAAUGCCAGUAAGGAGGAGAGUGGGUGCCAUAUUUGUAUCUCAGGGACUCCUGAUGGACUAUGUAUGUAACCCAGGAUGGCAGCUCCUAGAAUUCCCACUUGAAUGUGGUAGAGCCAUGUCCUUUAGUCAGUGCUAACAGCAUUGGAUCAUCAUGGUCUGAGACACGAACAAAAUUGUUAUUUAUAUGCACUGGAGAGGGAGAAAUUUUUGAUCCAUAUUCUACUUUAAAAAUAUAGAUAAUUAGCAAAUAAGGUUCUGGGCAAUUAUUACCUUCUUGGUGACUAUAGAAACAUAAACAGCAUCUCUCACUCCAGUCUUCCUUGAAGCAUGAAUCACAUUCUGAGCUUUGGGUCUCAUAAAAUAAUGCAGUGUUAGGGUGCAAGAAGCUAUAUUGAGGUUAGUAAGACUGGUAGCAAACUUCCCAGGUAAAGACACAGUAGGGAUGCUUGGCUAAAGGAAUUCUGUUAGCUGGGAAGCCUUGCUGUGUUGUUGCCCUCUGGUGUCUCCAAGGAGAAUUUGAUGUGCAAUCUGCAUGUUGUAUGUGCAUCCUCAGGAUGAACAAGUAUGAGAUGUAUCAAGUUACCUUCAAAUCAGAAGAGAAUAAUUAAGGAAGAUCUCUGAGCUCCUAGAAACAGUUACCUUUAAAUUAAACUUAGAUUUGAUGAAAAUAUUUUGCUUUCUUGAAGCAAAGAUGUCUUGGUUUUGUGCAUGAUUCUGUUAGCUGUGGUUUUCAAAUCCCAUUUUUGUCAAGAAACAGUAAUUUUGCACUAAGAUUGCCUAAGUUAGAAUGGUAAGAUGAUCUUCUCUAAUGGCAUGUCUCAUAGGUACAGUAAAUGCCCACAGGCCAUUCAGUUGUCCAUUUGUAGCAACCAACCAGAUCUAAGCUGCAUUUGUAGCUGUUCUUAUAUAUAUAAUUGUCUGAAUUUCAGCACACACAAGUUGCUCAUCUUGAAUGCAGACACUGCUAAAUGCAAAUUCUGAAGAAGCUUGGACUGAGCUUUCUUGGAAGCUUUCAGUCUACAAAACCAGCUGCUACAGGCACUCGGGAGUGUAGGAAUUCCCUCUUUUUCUGAUACACAUGCUAUCACAUUUGUAAGUCUUCUACUCUCUCUAAUGCUGAUGUGAAAACUGACUCUAUGUAUGAAGUUUGGCAUAGUAAAUUACACAUUUGUGUUCUUCACGUUUAAAAUGGAGAAAAUGCAUCACGCACAAGUAUGUUAGAAUGAAGAGCCUGGACUGAGCAGAGAGGCAUUUUAUCUUACAGCUUGGUCAGGGGAUGUUGGAGGCUGGAUUCAAAGCCUGCUGAAGUCAGUGGAAGUUUUUCCAUUAAUAUCAAUUUGAGCAAGCUGAGAUCCUGGGACCAUUUUUUCUUCUAACCAAAUCAAUUUUCUUGAUCUUCUGUUACAAGCAUGUUUGGUUUUGGGUGUUUUUUUUUCUAAAGUAGUUUCACUGUGUGAAAUCUAAAUGUGUUGUAGCAACCUCAUGUUAUGGUAUGACUGUGACAGCUUUAUUCAGUGUAACUGCUUUAUAACAUUACUUGUGACCAAUAAAAACAUCGAAGUGGUA
Molecule: messenger RNA, 4411 nt
Organism: Cuculus canorus (common cuckoo)
Lineage: Eukaryota; Metazoa; Chordata; Aves; Cuculiformes; Cuculidae
Gene: ENPP1
Product: ectonucleotide pyrophosphatase/phosphodiesterase 1
Exons: 25
Coding region: 7-2736 (909 amino acids)
Biological process (GO): nucleoside triphosphate catabolic process; regulation of bone mineralization; ATP metabolic process
Cellular component (GO): cell surface
Molecular function (GO): phosphodiesterase I activity; metal ion binding; nucleic acid binding
Source: RefSeq, a predicted model, not a curated record